This is a messenger RNA of Heterobilharzia americana, 1770 nucleotides long. NCBI's taxonomy places the organism in Eukaryota, Metazoa, Platyhelminthes, Trematoda, Strigeidida, Schistosomatidae. The record is from the annotation of a GenBank genome assembly.
AUGCAUGCUAUCAUGUCUGUAUGCUUAACACCAGGCCUUUCAAGAGUUACAUUUAGUGCGGUGGUACACAAUAUUCAGGUAUUCAGAGAAACUGUGACACAUUUCAGAGAUAUUUUGAUGCGAUUAAGUUCUCUUGAUCAGUUUACUGAUAGUUUAGCUAAAUGGGAUGAUUUAAUGACGGAACGAUUAACUGAACAAUUAAAUCGUAAAGUACGUAUAAAUGAAAUGCGUACACGUCUUGAAACACUUACUGGACAGUUAAAAAAUUUAAUGGAUGAAUCUACGCGAUUAGAACAUUUAGAUCAAAAAGGGGCGUAUUUAUCAGUCCUACGAUCAAAUGAUAUUGGUGAUCGAGUGAAAGGUAUACAAACUAGCAUAGAAUAUCAACGUGGGGGAUUUCAAAGUGAAUUGUUAAAUUGUAAACGUGAACUGGACGCUAUUCAAACACGUGCAGAUCAAUUGAACACUGAUUGGGCACAAGUAGACAGACGAAUUGGAGAAUUCCGUGAAAAAAUUCGUCAGACAAACAGACUGAUUUGUGGUGACAAUGGCUUAUUGCCCAGUGAAGAUACAGACAACAAAGUAUGUCCAUCCACUUGUGGAGGUGCUGGUUGUGAUUACUUUUCAAAAUCAACUGGUCUUUUAACAGCACCUGUAGUGGUUAACCCAAAGGAAAGUCGUCAGAUGAUGAGUACAGAGGUGAAUUUACGCACUGGUCUGAUUGGUACAUGUGGAGUGAAUCCAGGAUGUAAUGCUAGUAAUGCUGGACGUUUACGUCUGCGUAUGGAGGAGUAUUUAAAUAUGCAAAUUCGUUUGACCAAUGCAUUGUACAAUGUUUAUCGAGCUGAAAGUGCUAUUUCAAAGGUUCAUUCAAAUCGUAAAGAUGCAGAGGAGACAGUAAAAAAUUUAACACUGGAAGUGGCAGCAAUAAAAGAACGUCUGGCUAAUAUGUACAACCUAACACAAAGUCUGAUAACAGACGCUGAGAAAUAUGUGGAUAUUUAUGGUAAUAUGAGUCAGGACAAGUUUGAUGAAAUCUUGAGAUCACUCAAGAAAGAUAAAGUUAUUCGUAUACUCGCUGAGACGGAAUCAGAUCGUCAGCGUACUGGGAAUCUUUUGAGACGUGCUGAAACUAUUAGAGAUAAAGCUAAGGAUUUUAUGGAACAAGUAAAUCAAUUAAAAGAAGCGGAUAAAAUUUAUAAAGAACUAACUGAAAAGCCAAUCAUUCAAAAAGUUGAUGAUAUUGAGUUAUUUGAUCAAAUCUCACAGUUAACGCACAGAAUUGACGGGUUCAAAAGUCAAGUUAGUAUGUUCGCUCACGACUCCAGUUUACAAUCGGAUAUUGUUAAAGAUUCAUCUGAAAUAGCACAGAAUCUGCUAUCAAGUACAAAUGUUGCUAGACGUGAAACACUCGAUACACUACAACAGAUUGAACUAGUUGAGGUAUCAUUCAAACAAUUAGAUGAGAAAAUAUUAGAGUUAGACAAGUUAAUGCGUGUUCUAGAUGCAGGUGAUAGGGCAAAUGAAACAGAUGAAGGUAUACCAGAGACAACGUUGACUGAUCCAACUAAACUGAUGGAAGAAGUUCAAAAUUUCACCAACACUCUAGAGGAGAAUAGAGAUGAGGUUAAAAGUAUACUAACAAAUUUAAAGAGAUUAGAAGGUGAAAGUGAACAACUAACCGAUGAAUUAAAAGGUUACAUGGAGAAAAUGCGACAAUUGAGUAUUCAUUUAUCACGUACUGCAAAACAUCAUCAAGUAUGCACAUGA